AUGUUAUGUUACUGCAGACUCACUUACAUGUCGAUGUCAUAUUUCUACGGGAAGAAGUUUGUGGGUCGAAUUACACCACUGCUUUUGAAAAUAAGAAGAGAAAUCUACAACCAACCUUAUGAACAAAUCAACUGGGGCGGAGUUCGACAUUUAUGUGCAAAGGAAGAUAAUUACUAUCCACAUGGAGUCACACAAAAGCUUUUAUGGGACGCACUUUACAACUUUGUCGAGCCCUUGUUAUCACGUUGGCCUUUCAAAAGGCUGAGAGCCAAAGCUCUGCAUCGGACAAUGGAACACAUUCACUACGAGGAUGAGAACAGUCGCUACAUCACCAUUGGCGUUGUUGAAAAGUCACUGAACAUGCUUGCGUGCUGGGUCGAUGAUCCCAACGGGCUGGCCUUCAAAAAGCAUCUCGCCAGGAUUUCAGACUACUUCUGGGUUGGAGAGGAUGGAAUGAACCUUCAAAGCUUUGGCAGUCAAACGUGGGACACUAGUUUUGCCCUCCAGGCUUUGCUUGCCUGCAGUGACCUGGUUGAAGAACCUUCAGUCAUGUUUGAAAGAGGACACAACUUCCUGAAGCUUUCUCAAGUAACUGAAAACCCUUCUGGGGAUUUUAAGGCGAUGUUUCGUCAUACGUCAAAAGGUUCAUGGACAUUUUCCGACCGAGAUCAUGGCUGGCCAGUUUCGGACUGCACUGCUGAAAGUUUAAAGUGUUGCUUACUAUUCUCAACAAUGCCUCGUAAUAUCGUUGGAGAUAAAAUUCAAUUCCAAAACCUCAAUGAUGCGGUCGAUAUCAUAUUUUCUCUUCAGAAUAAGAAAAAUGGAGGGUGUUCAGCCUGGGAGCCAUCAGGAGAAAAAUUAUGGUUAGAGUGGUUCAACCCCGUGGAAUUUUUGAAGGAUCUUGUCAUUGAAUACGAAUAUGUCGAGUGCACCUCGUCUUCAAUACAGGCCUUGGUGAUGUUAAGGAAGUUGCACCCAACACAUAGAGUCGAUGAGAUUGAUGAAUUCAUCUUCAAAGCAGUGAAAUUCAUUGAAGACGUUCAACAACCUGAUGGUUCAUGGUAUGGGAACUGGGGAAUAUGUUUCAUUUAUGCUACAUGGUUUGGGCUUGGAGGAUUAGUUGCUGCAGGUAAGACAUACGAGAACUGUGUUGCUAUUCAGAAAGGAGUUUCAUUCCUUCUUGAAACACAACAAGAAGACGGAGGAUGGGGAGAAAGCUAUCUUUCAUGUCCAAAGAAGGAGUAUGUUCCUUUGGCUGGCGGCCGAUCAAACUUGAUUCAGACUUCAUUUGCAUUGAUGGGUUUAAUCCUUGGUGGUCAGGCAAAGAGAGAUCCAAUACCACUUCAAGUUGCUGCCAGGUUGUUGAUCAAUUCUCAAACUGAGAUAGGUGAUUUUCCGCAACAGGAACUUAUGGGAGUUUUCAUGAGGAAUUGCAUGAUGCAUUAUGGCGCUUAUAGGAAUAUUUUUUCCUAUUUGGGCUCUAGCGGAAUACAUGUCUUUCAGUAG
Messenger RNA from Linum trigynum, 1506 nucleotides. NCBI's taxonomy places the organism in Eukaryota, Viridiplantae, Streptophyta, Magnoliopsida, Malpighiales, Linaceae. The record is from the annotation of a GenBank genome assembly.